Molecule: messenger RNA, 4887 nt
Organism: Oldenlandia corymbosa var. corymbosa
Lineage: Eukaryota; Viridiplantae; Streptophyta; Magnoliopsida; Gentianales; Rubiaceae
Source: the annotation of a GenBank genome assembly
AUGGAGCCCCACUUUAGAUCUCGGUUUUGUUUAUCAAUUUUUGUUGCUGUUCUGUUUAUUGGGCUCUCUGGAUAUUCGGGUCAUGCACAAAGUCGAGGACCAAAGAAUGUUCAAGUGGCACUGAGGGCUAAGUGGCCUGGGACUUCACUCCUAUUAGAAGCCGGGGAAUUAAUAUCUAAAGAGUGGAAAGAUCUUUAUUGGGAGUUCACUGAAUCUUGGCUUCUGAAAGGAAGCGAAGACUCUGGUUCUCGAACAGCUAAAGAGUGCCUGAAGACAAUUGUAAAUUUAGGGAAAUCAUUAUUAAGCGAGCCCUUGGCAUCAGUUUUUGAAGUUUCUCUCACUCUUCGGUCUGCAUCUCCUAGGUUAGUUCUUUAUCAGCAGUUGGCAGAGGAUUCCCUUUCCUCUUUUCCAAUGGGCGAUGAAGUUAACUUGAGCUCGGUCAAUGAUGGUGAAUCCGGGUCAAAUGAUCACGGUAAAGGCCAAAAACCAAAUCCAGGACCUCCUAAUGGGAAAUGUUGUUGGGUUGAUACUGGGUCGGCAUUGCAUUUCAAUGCAAAUGAGUUGCUUCAAUGGCUUGAAAACCUGAACAGGCAAACCAGCGUUACAUUUCAGCAGCCUGAGCUUUUUGAUUUUGAUCAUGUUCAUCCAGAUUCAAGCAUUGGAAACCCUGUCGCCAUCUUAUAUGGAGCCCUUGGAACGGAAUGCUUUAGGGAAUUUCACAGUAGCUUAGUAGCUGCAGCCAGACAGGGAAAGAUCACUUAUGUUGUCAGACCUCUAUUACUUCCAGGCUGUGAAUCCAAAGUUGGCCAUUGUGAAGCUAUUGGUACAAAAGAUGCUUUGAGCUUAGGUGGCUAUGGUGUAGAACUUGCCCUGAAGAACAUGGAGUAUAAGGCUAUGGAUGACAGUGUAGUAAAAAAAGGUGUUACCCUUGAAGACCCACACACAGAAGAUCUCAGCCAAGAUGUUAGAGGAUUUAUCUUCUCCAGAAUUUUGGAACGCAAACCGGAAUUAGCAUCUGAAAUUAUGGCUUUCAGAGAUUCUUUGCUAUCGCCUACUGUCUCAGAUACUUUGGAUAUUUGGGAGUUAAAAGAUUUAGGUCAUCAAACUGCACAGAGGAUAGUUCAAGCCUCUGAUCCUUUGCAGUCAAUGCAAGACAUCAAUCAAAAUUUUCCCAGUAUUGUUUCUUCUUUAUCUCGCAUGAAGCUCAAUGAUUCCAUUAAAGAGGAAAUUAUUGCAAACCAAAGAAUGAUCCCACCUGGCAAGUCUAUAUUGGCCAUGAAUGGUGCCUUAAUCAAUGUUGAAGAUAUUGAUCUUUAUAUGUUAAUUGACAUGGUCCAUCAGGAGUUGUCAUUGGCUGAUCAAUAUUCAAAAUUGAAGGUCCCACCGACUACUGUGAGGAAACUCCUUUCGAUUCUACCACCUUCUGAAUCCAACAUGAUUCGGGUAGAUUUUCGCUCUACACAUGUUCAUUAUAUCAAUGAUCUUGAGGUUGAUGUCAUGUACAAGCGGUGGAGGAGCAAUUUAAACGAGAUUCUGAUGCCGGUUUUCCCUGGACAAUUGCGGUAUAUCCGAAAAAACAUUUAUCACGCAGUUUAUGUUUUAGAUCCUGCUUCCAUUUGUGGGCUUGAGACCAUCGACAUGGUUAUCUCUUUGUUCGAGAACAAUCUUCCUAUGAGGUUUGGCAUCAUAUUGUACUCAACAGAUUUAAUCCAGAAAAUUGAAUCUUUUGGUGAUGACUUGAAAGGCCAUGAAUCUGAAGAUAUUUCUAGUUUGGUCAUUCGUCUUUUUCUCUAUAUUAAGGAAAAUCAUGGGGCUCUGAUGGCUUUCCAGUUCCUCAGCAAUAUAAAUAAAUUGCGUCUUGAGUCUGAUACUGAAGACACUCCUGAAAUGCAUCACAUUGAAGGAGCUUUUGUGGAAACUUUGCUACCCUCGGUGAAAGUUCCACCCCAAGACAUUCUGUUAAAACUGCAGAAGGAGAAAUCAUAUGAGGACCUCUCUCAAGAGACUUCCUCGUUUGUUUCUAAGCUGGGUUUGGCAAAGUUGCAAUGUUGCCUCUUAAUGAAUGGGCUUGUCUAUGAAGCUAAUGAGGAUUCUCUUAUCAAUGCCAUGAAUGAUGAGCUUCCAAGGAUACAGGAACAAGUUUAUUAUGGUCUUAUCAAUUCACAAACAGAUAUUCUAGACAAAUUAUUAAAGGAGAGUGGUAUCCAUCGGUAUAAUCCUCAGAUUAUAACCAGUGGAAAGGUUAAACCAAAAUUUGUGUCACUGUCGGCAUCAAUUCUUGAAAGUGGAUCUUGGAUAAAUGAGAUCAGUUACCUACAUUCUCCUGAAAGCGCGGACGAUAUAAAGCCUGUGACUCAACUCUUAGUAGUUGACAUCGCAUCAAAGAAAGGUAUUAAAUUGCUUCAUGAAGGGCUGCAUUAUCUGAUGGGAGGUUCAAAAAUUUCUCGGUUAGGUGUGAUUUUUAGUGCUAAUAAGGAUAUUGAUCCGUCAAGCUAUGUAUUCAUGAAGGUCUUUGAAAUAGCUGCAUCUGCUCAUAGUUACAAAAAAGGUGUUUUGCAGUUUCUGGAUCAAGUUUGCUCAUUGUAUGAACACGGGUAUAUGAGUAAAUCUUAUCCUGAUAAUGAAAGCCAGCAAGUCUUCAUUGACAAGGUUAUUCAGUUGGCUGUUGCCAAUCAUUUGCCAUCUAAGAGUUAUGAAUCUUCUCUCGCUGGUUUAUCAAUUGGAAAUACAGAAAACCACUUGAAAAAGGUUGCACAUUUUUUGUCUAGACAAAUUGGGCUUGAAGCAGGUAGCAAUGCUGUCAUUACAAAUGGAAGGGUGGUCCCAGUUCGAGGUAGUGAUGUUUUCAUAAGCCAUGAUUUCCAUCUUCUGGAGUCCAUGGAGUUUAAACAACGUAUAAAGCAAAUUGCUGAAAUCAUUGAAGAAAUAAAGUGGGAAGACAUAGAUCCUGACCUGUUGACAAGCAAGUUCAUCAGUGACAUUAUUGUAUCGGUCUCAUCUUCAAUAGCAGCAAGGGACCGGAGUUCUGAGAGUGCUCGCUUUGAAAUUUUGAGUUCAACUUACAGUGCUGUAGUUCUUGAGAAUGAAGACUCAAGCAUUCACAUUGAUGCUGUUAUUGAUCCUUUGAGUUCUUCUGGUCAAAAGUUGUCAUCUCUUCUUCGCCUCUUGUCCAAACAUAUUCAGCCAAGCAUGAGACUGGUCCUUAAUCCAGUGAGUUCCCUUGCCGAUCUUCCCUUGAAGAAUUACUACAGAUACGUAGUCCCAACUAUGGAUGACUUUAGCAGCACAGAUGACACGGUACAUGGCCCCAAAGCAUUUUUUGCAAACAUGCCUCUUUCAAAGACUCUUACAAUGAACCUUGAUGUUCCAGAGCCAUGGCUUGUUGAACCUGUAGUUGCUGUCCACGACCUGGACAACAUCCUGCUUGAGAAACUAGGUGAUGAAAGAACACUGCAAGCAGUGUUUGAACUCGAAGCUCUCAUUCUUACAGGUCAUUGCUCAGAGAAGGAUCAUGAACCUCCUCGAGGUCUCCAACUAAUCCUUGGAUCUAAGAGUUCCCCUCACUUGGUUGACACGCUGGUCAUGGCCAACCUUGGUUAUUGGCAAAUGAAAGUUUCCCCUGGAGUUUGGUAUCUGCAACUUGCACCUGGUAGAAGCUCACAGCUUUAUAACAUGAAAGACGAUAUUGACGGAAGUGAGGGUAGAACUUUGUCAAAGCGAAUCACGAUUAACGAUUUGCGUGGUAAACUAGUAUAUUUGGAAGUAUUGAAGAAAAAGGGCAUGGAAAAUGAAAAACUCUUAGUUUCCUCUGAAGAUGACAGUCAUUCCACCCAAAAAAGAAAUGGAGAUCAGAAGAGUUGGAACUCUAAUUUACUCAAAUGGGCUUCUGGGUUCAUUUCUGGAGGCGACAACUCAAAGAACAUUGAGAGCACUUCGGGGGAAUCUAUUCGUCGUGGGAAGACCGUAAAUAUAUUUUCUGUGGCGUCUGGGCAUUUAUAUGAACGUUUUCUAAAGAUCAUGAUCCUUAGUGUCCUGAAAAACACUCGCAGACCUGUUAAAUUCUGGUUCAUUAAGAACUACCUCUCUCCUCAGUUCAAGGAUGUAAUUCCGCGUAUGGCACAAGAAUACGGUUUUGAGUACGAAUUAGUUACUUACAAAUGGCCUACGUGGUUACACAAACAAAAAGAGAAGCAGAGAAUCAUAUGGGCUUACAAAAUUCUGUUUCUUGAUGUCAUUUUCCCUCUUGCUCUGGAGAAGGUUAUAUUUGUGGAUGCAGACCAGAUUGUCAGGGCUGACAUGGGAGAACUUUAUGACAUGGAUUUGAAAGGACGACCCCUUGCUUACACUCCCUUUUGUGAUAACAACAAAGAAAUGGAUGGGUACCGUUUUUGGAAACAGGGUUUCUGGAGAGAACAUUUGCGAGGAAGACCAUAUCACAUUAGUGCUCUUUAUGUUGUUGAUCUUGCCAAGUUCCGAGAAACUGCAGCUGGAGAUCAGUUAAGGGUGAUCUACGAAACACUCAGCAAAGAUCCAAACAGUCUUUCUAAUCUGGAUCAGGAUCUUCCAAACUAUGCACAACAUCAAGUACCUAUCUUUUCACUACCACAAGAAUGGCUCUGGUGCGAGUCAUGGUGUGGUAAUGCAACUAAACCAAAGGCAAAAACUAUAGAUCUCUGCAACAAUCCCAUGACUAAAGAACCAAAGCUUCAGGGUGCAAAAAGAAUUGUUGCUGAGUGGCCAAAUUAUGAUCAGGAAGCAAGAGAGUUCACUGCCAAAAUUUUAGGUGAAAACAUUGAUGCACAAGAGCAACAAGCUACACUACCUACCCAACCACAAAGUUCAUCCGUACCCAGUUCAGAAGAUCUGGAAUCAAAGUCAGAGUUGUGA